Messenger RNA from Austrofundulus limnaeus, 1769 nucleotides. RefSeq names its product transcriptional adaptor 2B (gene tada2b). The coding region runs from base 66 to 1583 and encodes 505 amino acids. Gene Ontology annotation, biological process: chromatin remodeling; regulation of transcription by RNA polymerase II. The record is from RefSeq and is a predicted model, not a curated record. Lineage: Eukaryota; Metazoa; Chordata; Actinopteri; Cyprinodontiformes; Rivulidae. Gene Ontology annotation, cellular component: SAGA-type complex; nucleus. Gene Ontology annotation, molecular function: chromatin binding; zinc ion binding; transcription coactivator activity. The transcript has 2 exons.
CCCGCUCCUGAAUAUUAAUAAGGUCGGUGGGCGUGUCGCCAGAAGCAUCUGGGCCGGAGGUGCGCAUGCGCGCAGCUCCGCCUGCUACAACAAGAAGCAAGGAGCCGCCAGGCAAGAUGGCCGACCUGGGGAAGAAGUACUGCGUUAACUGUCUCGCGGAUGUUACGAACCUGCGGCUGCGCUGCACCGACUGCCCCGAUAUCGAGCUGUGCCCGGAGUGCUUCUCGGCGGGGGCGGAGAUUGGCAACCACCGGAGAUGGCACGGCUACCAGCAGGUCGACGGCGGGCUGUUCUCGCUCUGGGGUCCCGAGGCGGAGGGAGGAUGGAGCAGCAGGGAAGAGCAGUCGCUGCUCGAUGCUAUCGAGCAGUAUGGAUUUGGAAACUGGGAGGACAUGGCGGCUCACGUCGGAGCAUCCCGAACUCCGCAGGAAGUCAUGGAGCACUACGUCACCAUGUACAUUCACGGUAACCUGGGCAAAGCCUGCAUCCCCGACAGCAUUCCCAACCGAGUGACGGACCACACCUGUCCGAGCGGGGGGCCACUGUCGCCCAGCCUCACCACCCCGCUUCCCCCGCUGGACAUCAGCCUGGCGGAGCAGCAGCAGCUCGGCUACAUGCCGCUGCGCGACGACUACGAAAUCGAGUACGACCAGGACGCGGAGAAGCUCAUCAGCGGGCUGUCGGUCAACUACGACGACGAGGACGUGGAGAUCGAGCUGAAACGCGCCCACGUGGACAUGUACGUGCGCAAGCUGAGGGAGCGCCAGAGGCGUAAGAACAUUGCUCGGGACUACAACCUGGUUCCCGCGUUCCUCGGCAGAGACAAAAAAGACAAGGAGAAGGAGAAACCGGGAGGGCUGGGAGUGACGGGAGCUUCUGUAGGAGCGGGAGGAGCAGGAGCAACUGGAGCUGUCAGCUCGGCGUCCGUGACGGGAUCCGGGUCCGGCCCCGUUCCGGGCACACCUAAAAGAAAAAUCACCAAGGAGGAGAAGGAGCARCGGAUGAGGCUGCGGGCGCUCUGCCAGUUCAUGGCCCACCGGGAGUUCGAGGAGUUUUUCGAGAACAUGCACAAAGAGCGACUGCUCAGGGUGAAGGUGCGUGAGCUGCAGCGCUACCGCCGCAACGGCAUCACGCGCCUGGAGGAGUCCGUGGAAUACGAGGCGGCGCGCCACAAACGGGAGAAACGCAAGGAGAACAAGAGCUUGGUCGCCUCCAAACGCGGCAGCUCCGUCGGGGGUGGGCUCGGCUCUGGGACGGGCGGUGGAGCUGGAGGAGGCGGAGCCGGGGGGCUGGGGGGUGCAGGCGGGCUCAAAGAGGAUGGUAAAGAUGGUGAGUUCGCUGCCAUAGAGAACCUGACGGGCUUYGAGCUCCUGUCCGAUCGGGAGAAGGUGUUGUGUAACUCUCUGAACCUCAGCCCCACGCGCUACCUGACUGUCAAAACCAUCAUCAUCAAAGACCACCUGCAGAAAAGACAGGGCAUCCCGGCCAAGAGCCGAAUGCCCAGCUACCUGGACAAAGUCCUGAAAAAACGCAUUCUUACUUUCCUCACAGAGAGCGGCUGGAUAUCCAGAGACGCCUCGUAGGGAAUAAUAAUCUGAGGAUCACUGGUAGCUGCUGAGACUGAACCAAACUGACUGUCACAGAGAGCGCUUUUUCAAUUCAGGGUUGACUUUGUGAAUAUGUACAUUACUAAUAAAGAAGAUGUCCUACUGGAAAUUUAAAAAAAGUAUAUUUUCAUGCACAGAUUAAAAAUAAAACAAAAAGCUAAU